Messenger RNA from Haliotis rubra (blacklip abalone), 930 nucleotides. RefSeq lists its product as uncharacterized. The coding region runs from base 1 to 930 and encodes 309 amino acids. The transcript has 2 exons. NCBI's taxonomy places the organism in Eukaryota, Metazoa, Mollusca, Gastropoda, Lepetellida, Haliotidae. The record is from RefSeq and is a predicted model, not a curated record. Gene Ontology annotation, molecular function: DNA binding. Gene Ontology annotation, biological process: DNA recombination; DNA integration.
AUGGUUGAACUCAAUGACUUACUAAAGGGAAUGUCUGAUCUCCAUUUAAAAGACUAUCUGAACUUCAAUAAAUGUGAAGAAGAGAUCUGUGCCAAGGACAAAUCACGGAAAGUGUUUCUCGGGCGGACACUGAAAGCAACCAGUAUCCCCAAUUAUGUGAAUGUUGUGCGCCUUAUGCAUGUGGAAGUUGGACUCCCAAACCCGACAGAUAACUGGGAGUAUAAACUCCUACUCAGGGGUGUCAACCGGUUGAAAGGUGUACCACCCAAACAGAAGUUGCCUAUCACUGUUCACAUCUUGCAGGAGAUUCGGAACAGGAUCGAUACAUCUGUUGCCUUCUAUAAGGCAUUCUGGGCAGCCUGUGUUAUUGCCUUCUUCGGCUUUCUCCGUAAAUCUACAUUGUUGCCCCGGAAAGAGAGCGAUACCCCCUCUCAUUGUCUCCUCAUGUGUGAUGCUAGCUUGUCUGAUGACAAAAAAUCUGCAACCAUAGUGAUCAGACACACCAAGACAAUUCAGUUUGGACAAAGAGUACUCAGGUUGCCCCUCCACUGGAUUCCGGGUUCACCCCUGUGUCCAGUGAAAGCUCUAGACAACUUACUCCAGCUGUUUCCACCGUCCAUCUCACAACAAGGUAUUCCACCUUUUUCCUACUUGGACAAUCAUAGAAACAUUAAGUGCCUGACUUACAAUACCUUUGUGAGCACCCUCAAGAAAAUCUUGACUGUAUGUGGAUACAAGGCAGAUGACUUUAGCGGACAUUCCUUCCGACGAGGAGGUUGCACAUUUGCCUUUAAAGCUGGACUGUCAGCACCGUUCGUUAAACUGAGAGGUGACUGGAGAUCCAAUGCAUAUGAACGUUACAUCACUUUAGAUGAUGAGUUACAUGAGAGAGUGUCGCAAGUGCUCAGUUUGUAUGUACUUUCUAGUUAA